Messenger RNA from Oncorhynchus mykiss (rainbow trout), 2447 nucleotides. The record is from RefSeq and is a predicted model, not a curated record. Lineage: Eukaryota; Metazoa; Chordata; Actinopteri; Salmoniformes; Salmonidae.
GCUGCGCAAAAUGUGAUGCAGCAGAGAUGCAAUGACGCAGUCGAUUCGAAGCGAAUAAGCGUUUUCCUACUGGAGCGUUUUCUGGCAGCACAAACGGUGUCGGCUGCUUCAGCAGAAGAACUUACAUUCAACAAAGGUACACAUGUGAUUGGAGGAUGGAGGACUGUGGUACAGGGAGAGGAUGUGGACUUAUCCUGCAGACUGAUAGAGACAACUGAGGACCUCGAACAGAUAACAUGGCAGAAAAGUACUUGGGAAGAAACACAGAACCAUAAUUUUAUGCUGAUUGAUCCCAAUGGGGUUACUAAAUUUAUUUCACAGAAUGGAUUGACAGGUAGAGUCCAGUUUAUUGGGAACCCAUCAGAAAACCUUGGAUCUAUUAGAAUAACUGCUGUCAGACUGCUUGAUGAAGGCAUCUUCACAUGUAUCUUCAGUGUUUUCCCCAGUGGAGCAUACACUACAGAGAUACCUCUGACUGUGCUAGUUCCUCCAGUAGUGAGUGUGACAGCUGAUGUUGCUCCUGUCAUUGGGGAGAAUGAGGUUGUCUUGUCAACCUGCGUGGCUGCUGGUGCCAAGCCACAGGCAGAAGUGACAUGGAAGACAGGUGAAUUUGGCAGUUUGUUGAGGACGGUGACCAACUCCACCCAGCACACCAAUGGCACCACCACAGUACUCAGCCACCUGCUCGGGGUACCAACCAAGGCAGCCAAUCAGCAGCAGGUCCAGUGUGUGGUCAACCAGUCUGCCCUGGCAACAGAGAAGACCUACAACUACAGCAUAAACAUCCACUAUCCACCUCAGUCAGUGAACAUUACCCUUAGUGAGGCCUCUAAAGCCAUAGUCUUCCUAUGUGUAGCAGACAGCAACCCACACCCCAACUACACCUGGAGCAGAGUGGUCCAGCCAUGGCCUGGGUCUUCAGUGAGAGCUGAGGGAGACAAACUGCACCUCCUCAGUCUCAGCUCUGAGCUGAAUGGUCUCUAUGUCUGUCUGGCCUCCAACCCCUACGGACGAGCCACUGGCUCCCUCUAUGUACACACAUCCUCUGAGACCUCUGCUGCCUGUUGGGUUCUACUCAUUCUAGUCAUUCUCUGUCUGAUUGUUGCUGCGGCUGCACUCAUAUGGUACCGGUGCAAAUACGAACAGUUUCCUUGGAGUUCAUUCGUGGCCAAGGCACCAGAACAGACUGUAUCAGUAUCUUCCAAGACGAGGAGACAUGACAAGGUUGAGGAAGGUGAAGAUGUCUCAUUGACUGCAACUGUCCAAACCAGGAAGGAGCCUGAGGAAGAGGAAGAAGUAUCAUGAUAACAUUGGAAACCUCGACUCCAUCACCUCUUCACCCAGUGCUGGUCCUCGUUUCAGAUUUUUGAUCCCCUCUCGUGGACUCCGCCUUGCCGUGGUUGAGGGGCUUUGCUGCUUCAGCGGGAACAACAACUCUCCUGUACAGUAUGAAUGUACAGUAUGUAUGUACAGUGCUUUCAGAAAGUAUUCAUACCCCUGGACUUAUUCCAUAUUUUGAUGUGUUGCAGCCUGAAUUUCAAAUGGAUAAAAAAUAUUUUUCCACACUCAUCUACACAUAAUAACCCAUAAUGACAAAGUGAAAACAUAUUUUUUUAAAUGUUUGCACAUUUAUUGAAAAUGAAAUACCUAAAUAUCUAAUUUACAUAAGUAAUCACACACAUAAGUCAAUACAUGCUAGAAUCACCUUUAGCAGUAAGUCUUUCUGGGUAAGUCUCUAAAAGCUUUGCACACCUGGAUUGUACAAUAUUUGGACAUUAUUACAAUUUUUUAAGCUCUGUCAAGUUGGUUGUUGAUCAUUGAUAGACAGCCAUUUUCAAGUCUUACCAUAGAUUUUCAAGCCAAUUUAAGUAAAAAGUAGGCCACUCCUGAACAUGUAGUGUCGUCUUGGUACGUAACUCCAAUGUAUAUUUGGUCUUGUGUUUUAGGUUAUUGUUCUGCUGUAAUGGGAAUUUGUCUCCCAGUAUCUGGAAAUCAGACUGAACCAGGUUUUUCUCUAGGACACUGCCUGUGCAUAGCUCUAUUCCAUGUAUUUUUAUACAAAAAAAACUCCUUGCCGAUGACAAGCAUACCCAUAACAUGAUGAAGCCACCACCAUGCUUGAAAAUACAGUAUGAAGUGUGGUUCUUUUCACUUUAGGAUGCACGUUUUGGAAUAUUUUUUUCUGUAGAAAGUUUCCUCCUUUUCACUCUGUCAUUUAGGUUAGAAUUGUGGAGUCACUGCAAUGUUGUUGAUCCAUCCUCAGUUUUCUCCUAUCACACCACUAAACUCUGUAACUGUUUCAAAAACACAAUUGGUCUAAUGAUGAAAUCCCUGAGCGGUUUCCUUCCUCGACUACGGCAACUGAGUUAGGAAGGACGCCUGUAUCUUUGUAGUGACUGUGUAUUGAUACACCAUCCAAAGUGUAAUGAAUAACUUCACCAUGCUCA